CACUUAUUUGAUCGUGCGAAAUCCACUGGCCCAAGAGUGUACAAAGCCGUCACAGCCGCGCGAGAAGCGCCAGACCAGCCUCGAACACACCUUCGCCGUCAUUCACCUCUCCAUUCAGCCCCGCAACAUGUCCUCUCACGAUCGCCUCUCCGAAUCGGCAACCUUUCCGUCCUCCGACAGCGAGAACUACGAUGCCAAUCACUCCAAUUCACAGGAUUCCGACGAGCCAAUCUCCUCUUCCUCGCCACCGUUAAUAUUGUAUUCCCCGCCGACGAUUUGGAGCAUAUUACGCGGAGCUGCGAUCAACUUGUUCCUUCCUUUCAUCAAUGGCUUAAUGCUGGGUUUUGGCGAGUUGGUGGCACACGAGACUGCUUACAGGUUAGGAUGGAGUGGAACAAAAAUUUUCCCUUCAGGUCGCAGUGCAAGAACGGUGGGCCCUGGCGUGGAGAUGCAAGAGGAUGUAGUGGAACGGAAAAGAAGAAGUGGAGAGGAGAUGGAUGGGUACACCGCGCUAGAGUGAUACAUCGACCGCCCUAGAAGCUUUGUUUGGCAAUGACAAAUGUACGAAGAUGUAUAAACGGAAUGGACGACAGGUGUCAAAUGGCAUCAAGCGCAGCUGUGGCGAGUCAAUGCUCGGGCUCUGGCAAUGGGAGGCGCGUCAUGUGGGUUUUCACACACGCAGUGCCGGGGCGGUUACGGACGAUGCAAGUUAUUUAGUGUCGGUACUGCGCGUGUACGACUCAAUCACGUCUGCAUUAGCUUCGGUCUAUAGACGUAUAUAUCGGUCACGACGACCGAGUCUGAUACUACGAUCUCUGGCCGCGUCGCAGCGUGUCCCAC
This is a messenger RNA of Neohortaea acidophila, 840 nucleotides long. Its product is annotated as outer membrane protein TOM13-domain-containing protein. Gene Ontology annotation, cellular component: mitochondrial outer membrane. Gene Ontology annotation, biological process: protein insertion into mitochondrial outer membrane; mitochondrial outer membrane translocase complex assembly. The record is from RefSeq and is a predicted model, not a curated record. The transcript is spliced from 2 exons. Bases 128 to 520 code for a protein of 130 amino acids. Lineage: Eukaryota; Fungi; Ascomycota; Dothideomycetes; Mycosphaerellales; Teratosphaeriaceae.